Molecule: messenger RNA, 1452 nt
Organism: Scomber japonicus (chub mackerel)
Lineage: Eukaryota; Metazoa; Chordata; Actinopteri; Scombriformes; Scombridae
Product: sentrin-specific protease 7-like
Biological process (GO): protein desumoylation
Cellular component (GO): cytoplasm; nucleus
Molecular function (GO): SUMO-specific endopeptidase activity
Source: RefSeq, a predicted model, not a curated record
GCCCGUCCUGCUCCUUCCUCCUGCUGGUGCUGAAGGAGCAGCUGCAGGAGCUCCAGGCCGCUCUGCUCGCCUCCAUCCUGGACAUGGAGGAGUUCAGGAAGGGCCGCUGUUCCUCCUCCUCCUCCACCUCCUCCUCCUCCUCCUCCUCCUCCAGUGGGCCCAGCUCUCCUCUGGACUGGACCGACGGGCUGCUGCUCCUCCACAGCUGCCCUCCUCCUCUGGACCAGCACCUCCUCCGACUGCUGGGACACUCCCAGGUGAGGAGCAGGAAGUCCAUCCUGAGCUCAGCAGGUGUGCAGCAGCUUCCCAGCAGGCUGAUCCAGUACCCGGCUGCUCCGUGUAAAGGAGGCAUCACAGUGAGCAGAGAGGAUUUAUUGUGUCUGAACGACGGAGAGUUCCUCAACGACGUCAUCAUCGACUUCUACCUCAAGUUUCUCCUCCUAGAAGGAGUGAGCAGCUCGGUGUGCAGCAGGAGUCAUGUAUUCAGCAGCUUCUUCUAUAAACAGCUGAGUCGUCGCCGAGCAGCCGGAGAGGACGACGUCGCCUCCGUCCCAGAUCGUCACAUGAGGCAUCAGAGAGUGAAGACGUGGACUCGACAUGUCGACAUCUUCACCAAAGACUUCCUGUUUAUCCCCGUUAAUCAGGAAGCUCACUGGUUCCUGGUGGUGGUGUGUUUCGCUGGUCUGGAGGAGUCCCAGUACGAGAAGAGAGCGAGCGGACCAGACCAACAGACAGGAAGUAGAGACAACGUGACAUCACAGACAGGAAGUAGAAACACUGUGACAUCACAGACAGGAAGUAGAAACAACGUGACAUCACAGACAGGAAGUAGAAACACUGUGACAUCACAGACAGGAAGUAGAAACAACGUGACAUCACAGCAGCCGCAAUGUUCAGAGCUCGGCUGCCUGAGAGAGACGGUGUUAAAGAGGUCUUGUAUUCUGGUCAUGGAUUCGCUGAAGCUCAGUUACCAUGACAACGUGUGCCGACUGCUCAGAGAUUAUCUGCAGGUAGAGUGGGAGGUGAGGAGAGGAACCCCGCGGCUCUUCACAGCCGACAGCAUGCGGAGCUCCAGCUGUCGAGUUCCUCAGCAGGACAACAGCAGCGACUGUGGACUCUACCUGCUGCAGUACGCCGAGAGCUUCUUAAAGAACCCGGUGGUGCACUUUGAACUCCCGCCGCGGUUGGACGGCUGGUUUCCGCGGCAACAGGUUCGGAGGAAGCGCGAGGAGAUCCGGCGGCUGAUCAUGAAGAUGCACGACGGCCAGCAGCGACGGACCAAUCACAGCAGCCUCCUUUAAACCUGCUAUUAAUUAUAAUCUAUUUUUCUAGAUUUAAUAUAUUAUAUUAAUAUAUUAAUAUGUUAAUAUACUUUAUAUAUGUGGUAUAAUAAUAUAUUUUGUAAAGUGUGAAUCUCUGUAAAUGUUUUAUUUUAAUAAACUUUAAACUUGA